Sordaria macrospora k-hell is the source of this 1647-nucleotide messenger RNA. Lineage: Eukaryota; Fungi; Ascomycota; Sordariomycetes; Sordariales; Sordariaceae. The record is from RefSeq and is a predicted model, not a curated record.
AUGGCAACAGUCCUCGCAAAAGGUGGCACCCCGCCCAAACCGGCUCCCACUCCCUCAGACAGAAACGGAAACAACUCCCCUACUCUCGAGUCUUCCGAGUCCAAAGGCUCCAAGUCCAACAUCGUCUCCACGUCCUCGGAAUCCCUUUCUUCAAUCCCUCCACUAGGCGUAGCAGUCGAAGAACGUCGCUUCUGGUUCCAACGUGCCCAGUCCUACGAUCCCGGCGCCAUCGCUACACAAGUGUCGAUCGACUGGCGCAUCAUGGUGUGGGCGUGCAUCAUGUUUAUGGCGCUGGAGCUGGAUCGGGCGAAUAUCGGCCAGGCGUUGACGGAUAAUUUCUUGGGAAACUUGGGGAUGACGACGAAUGACUACAACCUAGGCAACUCAGUCUUCAAACUCGCCUUCCUCUGCGCCGAGCUUCCCUCCCAGCUCGUCUCCAAAUGGGUCGGUCCCGACCGCUGGAUUCCCGCGCAGAUGGUUCUCUGGUCCAUCGUGGCGACCUGCCAAUUCUGGCUUUCCGGUCGAACCUCCUUCCUCGCCUGCCGGGCCCUGCUCGGUAUCCUUCAAGGCGGCUUCAUCCCAGACGUGAUCUUGUACCUCAGUUACUUCUACAAGCACCAUGAGUUAUCCCUGAGACUGGGCUUCUUCUGGACGGCCAUGAGUGUUGCGGAUAUUGCGAGCGCGCUGUUGGCGUAUGGGCUGUUGCAUAUGAGAGGCGUGCAGGGGCAUGCGGGGUGGAGGUGGUUAUUCUUGAUUGAGGGCCUAAUGACACUCAUCAUCGGCAUCUUUGCUUUCGCUCUCAUGCCUGCGGGCCCUUGCCACACCGCCAGCUGGUUCCGCGGCAAGAACGGGUGGUUCACCGAAAAGGAAGAGAAGAUCAUUGUCAAUCGCGUUAUUCGCGAAGACCCAAGCAAGAGCGACAUGCAUAACCGUGAGCCCAUCACGCCGAGACUUCUCUGGCAGAGCCUCAAGGACUUUGAUCUUUGGCCCCUCUACAUCCUAGGCCUAGUCUUCCAAAUCCCCAUGACGCCCAUAGCCCAAUACCUAACCCUCACCCUCAAGGGGCUACACUUCGACACCUUCCAAGCCAACCUGCUCACCAUCCCCUACACGGUGCUACACAUGAUCACCAUGCUCGGCAUCACCUAUCUCGGGGAAAUAUUCAACGAGCUCACCCUGAUCGCGGCAUCGGGGCAAAUCUGGGCUUUGCCGUUCCUCAUCUACCUUAACACUGUCGACACCACGGGCGUCAAUAGAUGGGUCAUCUAUGCCGUCACAACGCUCCUGCUGGGAUAUCCGAAUGCGCAUCCGAUUCAGGUCGGGUGGAAUUCUAGGAACUCGAAUACGGUUAGGUCGAGAACGGUGUCGGCGGCUUGUUAUAAUAUGUUUGUGCAGGCGGGGGGGAUUGUGAGUUCGAAUAUUUAUCGGAAGGACGACGCACCACUAUACAAGCGCGCCAACAAGCAACUGCUGGCCGUCUGCUGCAUGAACAUUGUGCUGUAUAUCCUCGUCAAGCUGUACUACAUCUUCCGCAACAAGCAGAAGGCGAAGAAAUGGGAGGCCAUGACGACGGAGGAGAGACUUGGGUAUUUGGCGAACACGAAUGACAAGGGGAACAAGAGGCUGGAUUUCAGGUUCCAGCACUGA